Messenger RNA from Protopolystoma xenopodis, 399 nucleotides. The record is from the annotation of a GenBank genome assembly. NCBI's taxonomy places the organism in Eukaryota, Metazoa, Platyhelminthes, Monogenea, Polystomatidea, Polystomatidae.
AUGAUUCAUGCUCUACGUGUAAGAUCGACCAAUCAAAUUAUCGCUGGCCGCACACGGGCUCACGAUUGGUCACGGCCGGGCGCCAAUCAGAAGCGGCCACACACUGGCGAUGAGCUGACAAGGGCGCCAGUCUCAUUCGUGCCUCCUUUUGGCGGGAGCAGGUUGCACGUGAGUGGGGUCCACUUCUCCGGUCGCGCCGCGUGUGUGGAACAGCUUUUCGGGGUCGAGCUAGAAUAUUGCAAUUCAUCCAGACGUAAACAUGCUGAAUCGGGAUGUGUAUGGAUGGUGGCAACUGUCCACCGGAACGGCUUGUUCCAACUUCACGAGACGGUCCUUUUUGACGACUCGGAGAAUCAGAGUCGCCAUUCGAAACGGGUUAGUGCACUGACGAGGUUGUGA